Messenger RNA from Colletotrichum chrysophilum, 393 nucleotides. Its product is annotated as glucose transporter. Lineage: Eukaryota; Fungi; Ascomycota; Sordariomycetes; Glomerellales; Glomerellaceae. Gene Ontology annotation, molecular function: carbohydrate:proton symporter activity. Gene Ontology annotation, cellular component: membrane. The transcript is spliced from 2 exons. The record is from RefSeq and is a predicted model, not a curated record. The coding region runs from base 1 to 393 and encodes 130 amino acids. Gene Ontology annotation, biological process: carbohydrate transport; transmembrane transport.
AUGGCGAUAGCCAUGGGCUGGCAGAAGCCCGACAAUGUCGCCGGCUCGUCGGCCCCGGCCAUUAUGGUCGGUCUCUUCGUCGCCUCUGGAGGUUUGCUCUUUGGCUACGACACUGGUACGAUUAACGGUAUCCUCUCCAUGACGGCUUUCAAGCGAGACUUUUCGACAGGCUACAUCGACAACGACCGAAAACCCGGCAUCUCCCCUUCCGAGUCUUCCAUCAUCGUUGCGAUCCUCAGUGCUGGUACCGUUCUCGGCGCGCUUCUUGCCGCUCCCAUCGGCGAUGCCUGGGGCCGCCGUAUAUCUCUGAUUCUGUCCAUCGGUGUUUUCAGCUUCGGCGGCAUUUUCCAAGUCUGCGCCCACAACAUUGACAUGCUCUUGGUUGGACGGUAG